AACAAUGGAGCAGUAUUAAUAAAAGUUCCCUACAAAUUAGGAUUAAGCUUAACUAUUGUAUCAUACAAGGAUGGCUAUAUGUUAACACCUUUGCCUUGGAAGACUGGGAGAAUGCCAAUAUACUCGUCUGUGACACUUUCAUUAUUCCCACAAAGUCAAGCUAAUAUAUGGCUGUUUGAAGAUACUGUCUUAAUUACUGGAAAACUGUCUGAUGCCAAAUCUCAACCAAGUGUUCAGUUUCCAAAAUUUUUAAUAAAGCUUCCAACAAAUCACCACAUUACAAAUGUUACAGCCUAUCUGACAGUGCCAGAGCAAUUUUUCAAAGUGGACAGCUUUCUCUAUACAACAGGAAUUCUUCUAAAUAAAUCAGGUUUCAAAAGCGUGGAAUUAGCUCCUCUUGCUGCAAUAUGCGUAAAUGUUCUUUUGACUGGGAAAGAACUGAAAGUAAAUGGUCCCAUUCAGAUUACACUUCCUCUUCCCACAAGUACUGUAAAAUCAGGAGAUGCUAUACCUGCAUGGACAUUCGAUAUGAAAACUGGUGCUUGGGUAAGCCGUGGGCUAGGAAUGGUAAAGGAAGCAGAUGGUCAAUUAGUAUGGACUUAUACUGCUCAACACUUAGGCUACUGGAUAGCAGCUCCACUGCCUGGAACCAGAGAAUCCAUUAUUAGUGCGGUUUCCAAGGACAUAACAGCCUAUCACACAGUGUUCCUUACGGCCAUACUGGGAGGUACAGUUGUCAUUAUCAUUGGAUUUUUUGCUGUUCUUCUUUGUUACUGCAGGGAUAAAUGUGGUCGGACGCAAAAGAAGGAAAAAAAUACAACUAAGCUGGAGGUCAUAAAAAAAGACCAGACAACAUCAACAACUCACAUAAAUCACAUCAAUGCUGUCAAAGGGCCUUUAAAGUUGGAGGAUAAGUCACAGUUAUAUACACCGAAGAUUUCUUCAUACAGCCCUCAAAGAAGGAUGUCCAUAGAUACGGAAGAUGGAAAAUCACGAGACAAUUUUAAAAUCUACACAGAGGAUGCUUCUGGUCAGUCAAGAAAUUCAGCCCAUUCAUUGGAGCCUAAUGUUGGAGUUAGGCACCUACAGCAGCCAAAGCAUAGUAACAGUACUAUUUCCCAGGCUUCUAGGGACAUUCAAGACCAAAACAGAUACCUUUCACUGAAAGAGGAGAUGUAUGGGCUUUCCCAUAUUCCAGAACAUCUAAUGCAUAUUUACAAUCAACCUAUUGCUAUUCUUCAAACCUCUGACCUUUUCCACUCCCCAGAACAAUUGCAUCCUGCUAAAUCAGCAACUUUGCCAAGAAAAGGGCAGUUAGUGUAUAGCCCCAUGAUGGAACCCAUGAAUCGCGACAGUUACAUGCAAACGUUACCAAAAAUGCCAGUGCACUCUCAUCCACAGCCUUCUGUCUGCAGAGAUGAAAACAGUACAUUAGAUAGUGAAGAGGGCUUACCUUCUCAAACGUCAAACUGGGGCCGGUACACUAAUAGCUUACUGGAAUCUGUCUCUGUUCCUGGGACAUUGAAUGAAGCAGUUGUAAUGACUCCAUUUUCAUCUGAACUUCAAGGUAUUUCAGAACAAACAUUAUUGGAACUCUCUAAAGGAAAACCAUCUCCGCACCCUCGAGCAUGGUUUGUGUCUCUGGAUGGAAAGCCCAUUGCUCAAGUGAGGCAUUCUUUCAUAGAUCUGAAAAAGGGCAGGAAAACAGAGAGUAACGAUACCAGUCUGGACUCUGGUGUGGACAUGAAUGAGCAUCAUCCUAGUAGGAAACUGGAGAGAGAGAAAACUUUCAUAAAAAAUAUGCCGCAUUCUAAGAUCCUUUACUUGGAAGAUCUGGAUCUGAGUAGCAGUGAAAGUGGGACCACUGUUUGCACUCCAGAGGACCAGGCUUUGAGGCACAUUCUGGAUGGAGGGAAUGGGCCAGUCAUAGAACAGCAUGAUGAAGAAGGUCUAAGAAGAAAAACUCUGUCAGGAAGUCAUGAAUCUGGUAUCCCUUCUGCUAAAAAAAGGGAUAGACCGUCUAUCGCAAAAAGAGAUAGCAAAACCAAUAUCUGGAAGAAAAGAGAGGAGAGGCCACUUAUUCCCAUAAAUUAA
Molecule: messenger RNA, 2094 nt
Organism: Pygoscelis adeliae (Adelie penguin)
Lineage: Eukaryota; Metazoa; Chordata; Aves; Sphenisciformes; Spheniscidae
Gene: FAM171B
Product: family with sequence similarity 171, member B
Exons: 7
Coding region: 79-2094 (671 amino acids)
Source: RefSeq, a predicted model, not a curated record